AAUUUAAAGAACGAAGCAGAGGUGACAGAAAUAUCUCAUUCAACAACCCCAAACCCAGGUCAGGAACCUAACAUGGAGUCAGAUGCCGCUAGCACAACAGUUUCAAGUUGGUCAGAAAGAAUGGACUUAGAACUCUCAAUGGGUGGAGAUUUAACUGACACAAGAGAAGAAGCCACAAACACGCUAAACAAUAAACAAUUUGCU
Scutellospora calospora is the source of this 204-nucleotide messenger RNA. The record is from the annotation of a GenBank genome assembly. Lineage: Eukaryota; Fungi; Glomeromycota; Glomeromycetes; Diversisporales; Gigasporaceae.